AUGGUGUCUGCCGGCGUGGCUGCCGAGACUGGGGGCGGAGAGGCGGGGGCGGGGCCCGGCCGGCUUCCUGCCCUCUUUAGUUCUGCUCCCGCGGCUAGCCCUACCCCGGCAGCGCUGCGGCAGCAUCAUGUGUACGAGGCCUUGCUGAACACUGCUCUUGACAUUGACCUGCUUGAGCCUGAGUCACCCUUAGAUGAUGUUUGGAUUAAAGAAGUUUUAAAAAAAUCUGGGAUGAAGUACAAAAGAACCCAAGUAAAACAAGAUAAAGUCAGAGAAAACAAAGAUGCUGUGAGAAGGCCUGAGGCAGAUCCAGCAUUCUUAAUUCCAAGAUGGCCAGUUGUUACCAUAAUGGGUCAUGUUGAUCAUGGCAAAACAACUUUACUUGACAAAUUGCGAAAAACUCAAGUGGCAGCAAUGGAAGCUGGAGGCAUAACUCAACAUAUUGGCGCCUUUCUAGUUUCUCUUCCUUCUGGGGAAAAGAUAACCUUUCUUGAUACUCCAGGACAUGCUGCCUUUUCAGCAAUGAGGGCCAGAGGUGCUCAUCUCACUGAUAUUAUCAUAUUAGUUGUAGCAGCAGAAGAUGGCAUAAUGAAACAAACUGUGGAAUCUAUUCAACAUGCCCAAAAUGCUCAAGUUCCAAUCAUUCUUGCUAUAAACAAGUGUGACAAACCUGAGGCUGAUCCUGAAAGAGUGAAGAAAGAGUUGUUGGCUUAUGAUGUGGUUUGUGAAGAAUAUGGGGGUGAUAUUCAGGCAGUACAUAUUUCUGCGCUGAAGGGUGAUAAUCUGAUGGCUCUGGCGGAAGCAACAGUUGCUCUUGCAGAGAUAUUGGAACUCAAAGGAGAUCCCACUGGUCUUGUGGAAGCAAUAGUGGUAGAGUCUCGAACAGAUAAAGGGAAAGGUCCAGUAACUACAGCUAUAAUUAAAAGAGGAACUUUGAGAAAGGGUGCAGUUCUGGUUGCUGGACAGAGUUGGGCAAAAGUCCGUUUGCUGUUUGAUGAGAAUGGAAAAACAAUCAAUGAUGCUUGUCCCAGCAUGCCAGUGGAAAUUAUAGGCUGGAAGGACCUUCCUUCUGCAGGAGAUGAAAUUCUUGAAGUGGAAUCUGAGCAAAGAGCACGUGAAGUUGUUGAUUGGAGGAAGUAUGUUGAAGAACAGGAGAAAAUAAAAGAAGAUUCUAAAGUGAUUGGAACAAAACGAAAGGAACACCAAGAUUCACAUCGUAGAGCCAGAGAGAAGUUAGGAUCUCUGAACUGGAAAGAGAGAGAAUUUAUAAAGUAUCAAGAAAUUAAAAAACAAAACAUAAAACAUAAAGAGAAAACAGAAGAUUUGAAUACGCUUCCUAUAAUUAUUAAAGGUGAUGUAGAUGGUUCAGUUGAGGCUAUUUUGAACAUUAUUGAUACCUAUGAUGCUACAGAUGAGUGUAAACUGGAUUUAUUACAUUUUGGAGUAGGUGAUAUUAAUGAAAGUGACAUUAACCUUGCCGAAACAUUUAAUGGUGUUGUAUAUGGCUUUAGUGUGAAUGCAAGCAAAGUUGUCCAGCAGUUAGCUGUGAAAAAAGGAGUCAGAAUUAAACUUCACAACAUUAUCUACCGACUUGUUGAAGAUUUGCAGGAAGAACUGAGCAGUAAACUCACUCCUUCUGUGGAAGAAAAUGUAAUAGGUGAAGCAUCCGUAUUGGCCACCUUCUCUGUGACAGUAGGCAAAAAACAAGUUCCUGUAGCUGGCUGCAGAGUACAAAAAGGGCAAUUAGAGAAAAGGUUGAAAUUUAAAUUAAUUCGUAAUGGAUGUGUUAUUUGGAAAGGAUUAUUAACUUCAUUGAAGCAUCAUAAAGAUGAUGUUUCAGUCAUAAAAACUGGAAUGGAUUGCGGUCUUAGUUUGGAUGAAGCAAAAAUAGAGUUUAAGACUGGAGAUGAAAUUAUUUGCUUUGAAGAGAAAGAAGUUUUGCAGAAGACUUCCUGGGAUCCAGGAUUUUAAAUUGUUACAUUAAAAAUAGUAAUUGAACUGAAUAUUUGCUUUAUUUUAUUAUAGAGCACCUGUAUGUAUAUUUUACUUUAAUGCUUUUUGAAAAAAAAGUGUUACUGUGUGGUUUCUCACCACAUUUGUUUUUUAGUUAAUAUUUAUUGAACACUUUCAAACUACCCCUUCUCUAUUUUGCCUAAAGAGCUGGUCAUUCCUGAGAACAAUCUGCCCAAACCAAAACUUUUAUCUAAAUUUCUCACACUGCCUUAGUCUUCCAAAUAAAAUUCUAAAAACAGCCAUUACAA
This is a messenger RNA of Gracilinanus agilis (Agile Gracile Mouse Opossum), 2261 nucleotides long. RefSeq names its product mitochondrial translational initiation factor 2 (gene MTIF2). Lineage: Eukaryota; Metazoa; Chordata; Mammalia; Didelphimorphia; Didelphidae. The record is from RefSeq and is a predicted model, not a curated record. Gene Ontology annotation, molecular function: GTPase activity; translation initiation factor activity; GTP binding. Gene Ontology annotation, biological process: translational initiation. Bases 1 to 1971 code for a protein of 656 amino acids. The transcript is spliced from 12 exons.